AUGAAAAGUAACUAAGAAUUCGAAUAAGAGAUUGAGAAUUUAAUUAAAGAAUCAGUUUCCAAGAAUAAUUCUCCAAUGAGAGAUGAAGGAGAAACAAAAGGAAAGAAAUAAAAAAAGCAGUUCUUUUAUAAUAGAAAUAAGAUCGAUAUAAAUGAAGCAUGGAAAGAGAUUGAAAAAUUAUUCGAAAGUUUCUCUAUCCAGGGAAAGAAUUCUGUAGAAAAACCAAAUUUAGGAGAAGAAUCAAAAAUAAUAGAGUAAAAAGAGUUUUUGUAGACACCAUAACCAAAGGUUCAUUCUCCUUCAAUUUAAACUACAAAAAUUAAAGAAUCUAAAGAUGAUAAAGAGAAGGAUAGAAUUAAUUGUAGUGCUACAAGAAGAUUAACAUUUAACUUGGACUGA
Molecule: messenger RNA, 399 nt
Organism: Paramecium primaurelia
Lineage: Eukaryota; Ciliophora; Oligohymenophorea; Peniculida; Parameciidae
Source: the annotation of a GenBank genome assembly